UAUAACCAUGGAGAGCACUUAAUUUUUUACCGAAUGGCAGCCAAAACUGACUCGCUUGGGAAGAAUGACGUUUCCUCUAGAAGAAGGGCAAAAAGAAUACGGGAAAAAGGUUCUCAAACUGACGACGACCUCGAGGAGCUUCCCGACCACGAGGGUGACGCCACGCUGAAAGCCUUUGACGAUAUCAGGAAUAAGUUAGAAAGCUUACUUCUUCUCAAACCAGCCGUUGAUGACCUAAAAUCAGUAAUUGCUAAACUCACAGAGGAAAACAAGCAACUAAUGGAAAGUUUGAAUUCUGCAACUAAGGAAAUUCAAGAAAUUAAAAAUGCUGCCGCGGCGACUGAAAAGGUGACUGCUUCGCUUCGCAAAGAAAAUGAUCAGUUGAAGGCUGAAGUCGACAAAUUAGUAUGUCGCAACAUACGUCUUGAAGCUCAGUCAAGAAGAAGCAACUUCAGAGUUUACGGUGUCAAAGAUUCUUCACAUGAAACUCCAGCAGAAACCGAGCAAGUGUUGAGAAACGUCCUGAUACAACAGCUUCAAAUACCUGAAGAAGACGUAAACAAUAUGAGCUUCGAAAGAGUUCAUCGAAUUUCUAACACCCGAGCUGUUAAUCAAACCAACAAAUCUAAGAGUCCGCGCCCAAUAAUCGCCAAAGCCAGCUUCUAUCAAGACAAGGAGCAAAUUUUUUCAUACGCUAGAAGCUUACCAAAAGGCUCAAAGAUCGGUGUUGCCAGUGACUUCCCAAAAGAAAUCGCCGAUAUGCACAAGAAACUUUACCCAAUCUUGAAAGCUGCUAAAGCCCAGAAGAAAAAAGCUUUCUUUAAUGUCGACAAACUUAUUAUUGAAGGGCAAGUUUAUCGUGGAAAAGAAACUAAAGAUCUUCCUCUGUACGGUAAAGUUAUGGUACAUGAUUAG
Molecule: messenger RNA, 915 nt
Organism: Porites evermanni
Lineage: Eukaryota; Metazoa; Cnidaria; Anthozoa; Scleractinia; Poritidae
Source: the annotation of a GenBank genome assembly